AUGAGAGUAGAAACACCACAUAAAGAGAUCAAAGGAGAAAAACUUAGGUUGCCUGGUUGCUAUUUAACUUCAGAAUGCUGUGAAAAGAUCUCAGCUGUCCUUACUUGUAAUAAAAAUCUAAAGACCCUGAAACUUGGCAACAAUAACAUACAAGACACUGGUGUCAAACGGUUAUGUGAAGCUCUGUGUCAUCCUAAAUGUAAAUUGCAGUGUCUUGGGUUAGACAUGUGUGAGUUCAGCAGUGACUGUUGUAAAGACCUGGCAUUGGCUCUUAUCACUUGCAACACAUUGAAGAGCUUAAAUCUGGACUGGAAUGCCUUGCAUCACUCUGGGCUGGUGAUGCUCUGUGAGGCUCUGAACCACAAACACUGUAAACUGAAUAUGCUUGGACUGGACAAAUCUGUAUUUUCUGAGGAAUCACAGACAUUACUGCAAGCUGUGGAAAAGAAAAAUAACAAUCUGAAUGUUUUGCAUUUUCCCUGGGUUGAAGAGGAACGUGAAAAGAGGGGUGUUCGUCCGGUAUGGCACAGCAAGAAUUGAUCUGUGACAAAGGCUUAUCCUCUAUUAUGUUUCUCCCAUAUACCCUGUCCCAAGUUGCACACCAUGGUAGUGGUGGCUGUUUCCAGGGCUGUUCUUCCACAUUGUCCCACCCCCACCCUUCUUUAUAUCUCCCCAUACCACUUUGCAAUGUUUAUAUUACAAGCACAUUCAAUAAACACGAAGCGUGUUUG
This is a messenger RNA of Mus caroli (Ryukyu mouse), 731 nucleotides long. The record is from RefSeq and is a predicted model, not a curated record. Lineage: Eukaryota; Metazoa; Chordata; Mammalia; Rodentia; Muridae.